This is a messenger RNA of Thelazia callipaeda (thelaziosis nematode), 879 nucleotides long. NCBI's taxonomy places the organism in Eukaryota, Metazoa, Nematoda, Chromadorea, Rhabditida, Thelaziidae. The record is from the annotation of a GenBank genome assembly.
AUGGGAAAUUUGGAAUCAGCGAUUAAUCCCGCGCAGUUAAAAAAAACAGUUUUAGUGAGACAAUCUUCGAAUUCAUCUCCAAAACAUUCAGAUAAAUUAGUACGUAUUUUACGAAGGCAAUCAUCGCUAGCAAGCUAUUUUUGCAGUAAAAAUGAUUCUUCAUUGCCUAUGCAAUCGCCAGGACGUUUGAAGCAUGCACUAGCGAUGAGGAGCCAUUCAGAGCAAAGAUUAGCAUUGCAACCAAAUAUUCAAAUUUCGGGUGAUUUAAAUUCAUCACAAAACAACGCAAUUCGAAAACUAUGGAAACAGGAGAUGAAAAAAUGCAACGAUAAUGAAUUUGAACUUGCUAGUCGAUUACUUCUGUGUAUUUUUGCUUUGGAUGAACGCCUUCAGAUACCUUUUUAUUUAUCCAGUAUUGCCCAUGCUGAGUUGAGAAAAAAUGAACAAUUUAAAGCUCACGUAAAGGUAACAGUACCAACCCUAACGUUUAUAAUGUCACAUUUGCAUGAUCCAACGGCAAUGAGUAAAUCUCUGCAAGCAUUAGGUGCGCGACACGUAAUUCACACAAAGGUUCAGUACAGAAGUAAUUACUGGAAAGUAAAUAUUUCUUUUCAUCUAAUUAUCACUCAGAAUAUUUUUUUAUAUAUUACAAUUACAAAGCAUAUCAGCAAUUUUUGUGACAUCAUAGAAAAAUUUUUACAGGUAGUAAAUCAAGCAUUUAUGCAGUUUGUCAAUGCUGAUCAAUCCUCAACUGAAGUAUUUCACGCAUGGAAUGUGCUUGGAAACUUCUGCAUUGAACAGAUGAGAAUCGGUUACAGAAUCGAAUUUAAAGCUCAAAAAGUGAUAAGAUGUUUGAAAAAGCAAGGUUCGCACUGUUAA